AUGAGUGCAUUCCAAGUUUCAGAUGAGCAAUUGCUGGAUCUUUACCAUUUAAAAACACUGGAUCCUUCAACCUCCUGGCAAGAGGAUUCAUCGCUGUUAGUUGAUUUGAGCAGAUGGAGAGAGACUGAACCAAAUGCUAGCGACUCCUAUGACAUCUUAAGAGAUUUAGUCCUGCAACAGCAGCAUUCCAAUAAACGUGAGACAGCUUUGAUGGAUCCAUCACUGAGCAAUGUGAGCGAUCCUCUUAAUGACCAAAAAAUGCUACCCUUACUCGAUAGGCUAGGAAUUCCUGAACAUGAUAGGCUAAAGUAUCUGAUCAACAGCAAGCGCUUCGACGUCAAGGCAUUCUUGAGAGAUAUUCAUAAGACCGACAGCUUUGAGCAGCUAUCAUCAUCGUUAGAUAAUCUCGACAAGACGCUAGAGAGCCAAUCUGAAGAGCUAAAAGAGCUUGUGCAAACUAAUUUCACGAGAUACGUGAGGAUCAAGAACAGGCUUGAUGAAAUUUACGAACAGUUUUCAGAGAAAUCAAAUACUGGUGCGUUGAAUGACGACGACAAUCAGCUUGAUGUCGAUCGGUUAAGCAGUAAAGUGGAUGAGUCAAUAACAGCCACUACACUUAAACUGAAGCCUAUGUUAAAAACUUCGAAGAGAAUGUCAAGUUAUCAAGCAACCAAGGCCUUCAUCGAGGAGAAUAGCGAAAUUUUUGGAGCACCCAAAGCUCUAAGACAAUGUAUGGAGAAAAACGAUUAUACGGGUUUAAUGCUCGAAUAUUCUAAGGUACGGGAACUCUAUGGAAAGCUCAUACAGGGGUUCAAUUUCGAUGAAGAUUCAAAUGGUAAGCCCAAAGUACCAGUGAUGGCCAAAAAAAUCUGGGAGGCAGUUGAGCAAAUUAUGGACGAAUACAGACAACAAACUUGGAACUUGUUACUUUCUCCCGAGAAAGAGCAAACUCAGCAAACGUUCCUAAGAUUAAUCUCAAAGCUUUUAGACCUCAAAGUCGACGACAACCCAAUAAUAUUAUGGAUCACGACAAAGUUGGAUAGCUUCGAGAAGCAGCUAACCGAUGUCUCGGCUCAGUCGUUGCUAAAAUUGGCACAAGCUCAAAAGUCUAUUAUACAGAAUGGCACAGAUUCUAACGACGACGACUCUGCUGUAGUCAAUGGUGUCGAUUUGACUUACUAUCUUUCCAUCAGUCAAUUUUUACAGGAGACUUCAUCGCGCUCCAGUGUAUCACCGGCCAUUUCAACGUUUCAAGGCCUGACUGAUUCUCCAAUCCUAAUUGAGAGUUGGUUAGUGUACUUGAGGUACGUCAAUUUGCUGGAAGGAAUAUGCUCUAAGUUCAUAGAGUUUUGGGAGCAUGUCCAAAAGUUCUUAGAUGGGACGUACCAGGCGUCCCUGGUCAACGAUAAGAAGAAGGACAAUAUUCUUGUCGGAGACUUGACCGCAAUAGAUAGCCACAGAGAGCUUUUACAACUGGAAGAUGAAGAGAAGGCAGAGAUCAGGCAGCGUGGAGAUCAUUUUGUUAACCUGUUUUUGCAAAAGCUUCUCUCAUUCUUCCAGUCUUCACAGGAGUCGCUUCCUCACAAUGAGAAGAUACAAAAAGAAACUGGACUACCACAGGACUAUGGUUUCAUUCCGCCUCAUUCUAAUGCGCUAAGUUGCUUGAGAUAUCUUCCAAAAAUGGCAGAACCACUUCUGAAGUCAAUUACCGAAUUGGCCCAACUCGGCGUUAGUUCUAAGACAAUCAACAGCUCGAGGUACCUGGCUUCCGUAUUGAUAAAUCGCUGCGUUGGAGCCAUAGCUGCCGCUAAGCUCAGAGACAUAUCCAACCUUUACAAAUUAGAGGAUUGGACCGUUUAUCAAACUGUUCUCGAUAGUCAGCAUAACGAAUACGGAAUAACACACUUUCCGGAGAUCAUCCGCUUAUUUCAAACUUCCUGCAUACGGACUACAAGGGACUUACUUUUUGCCUUCGAGAAACUACCAGUUUUCAAUGGUAUAUCGGUUGUUAGCUAUCCAUCUAAGCAAGAGCUCACAGCAGCCGAGAUUCAACAACUUAUAUCAAUGGAAGCUGUUCUCGAAGCUAUACUGAAAAACGCAGCCAAGGACAAAGACAAUCCAAGGAAUGCUCAUACAAUACUGACACUAACGAAUUUGCAGUACAUUAGAGAGGUUUCAUUUCCAGAGAUUCUGCAAGACUUUGAUGAGGCUUUUGAGUAUAAUCUUAAGAAUAAAAAUCUGGAACUGUUCACCCUCUUAUCUAAGAUGGAAUCCUCGAUUUUUGGUAACUACCUUUCAGACCUGAAAAUUAAUAUAAGAGACAUUUUGGAAGUCAAAUUUAAUGAGAUCAGCUGGGCAAGCUACACUUCCACUUCUUUCAGAGCUAGUGAUUAUAUCAUAGAAGUUUUAAUGCUUCUCGUGACCAUCCACAGCGAGUGCUUUAGAAUGGGUCCGCAAUUGAUAAACAGAAUUCUGAAAGAGAGUCAAGUUUUCAUCUCCAAAUAUCUGUUCGAAGCUUUCAAACCUUACAUCGGAAAUUUGUCAUCCGAUGGUUUGCUUCAAGUUACUGUUGAUUUGCAAUUUUUUCGGAGAGUUCUUGGUUCAUUGCUGGAGAAUGAUACAAAGGUGACAUUAGCUGCAUGUCUACAAAACUGCUUCCAAAACAAUACUGAUAGAAUGGAGAGAUGUAUCAAAGAAACAGAGCCUAUCGUUAGUGCUAACCUGACGAGGACUAGUACACAAUUUGCUGCUUUCAGAUAA
Messenger RNA from Torulaspora delbrueckii, 2760 nucleotides. RefSeq names its product exocyst subunit SEC5 (gene SEC5). The record is from RefSeq and is a predicted model, not a curated record. The transcript has a single exon. Gene Ontology annotation, cellular component: exocyst. Bases 1 to 2760 code for a protein of 919 amino acids. Gene Ontology annotation, biological process: exocytosis; Golgi to plasma membrane transport. Lineage: Eukaryota; Fungi; Ascomycota; Saccharomycetes; Saccharomycetales; Saccharomycetaceae.